AUGUCAAAUAUUCAGGUCGUUGUACGAUGUCGAGGGAGAAACACUCAAGAAAUAGAAGCCAAAUCCCCGAUUGUGGUAGAGAUGGCUGAUGACAAUUUUUCCUCAGCCGAACCUUUUGUUACAAUAAACAAUUUAUCUACAUCAACCUCAAACACAAACAUUAGAAGAAGUUCUAGCUCUUUCAACAAAUCAAUAAAUAACCAAUUAGAUGUCACACAUCCAUCUGUAAAUUCAGCUAAUAAAAAAACAUUCAAAUUUGAUGAAAUUUAUGGAUCUCAGGCAGAUCAAAUAUUAUUAUACUCAAAUGUUGCUUUACCUUUAUUAAGAGAUUUCAUUGAUGGAAUAAAUGUUACAAUACUAGCUUAUGGCCAAACUGGAACAGGGAAAACUUACACUAUGUGCGGAUUAAAUGAUACAAACAUUGAUUUAACACCAGUCCCAGAAAUAGCAGGAAUUAUACCACGACUAUUAUCUCAAUUAUUUCAAAUACUAAAUAAUGAAGCAUUAGAUAGCGAUUACAUUGUUAAAAUGUCAUUCUUAGAAAUAUACAACGAAGAACUAGUUGAUUUACUACUGCAUCAAAAUAAAAAACUUAGAAUUCAUGAACAAGUUAAUCCAACAACCAAAUCAAGCCCAAAUGCAAAUAAUAUUACCUCAAAAUCAAUUUCAAUUCAAAACUUAUCGGAAUUCACCGUUAGUAGUUACGAGGAAAGUAUAAAAUUACUACGACUUGGAUUAGAUAAAAAGAAAAUGGCUUCUACAAAUUUAAACGAACAUUCAUCUAGAUCCCAUACAAUAUUCGGAAUUCAAUUAUUCAAAAAACAUCCAAAAAAUGACUCAGUAUAUCUUUGUUCCAAAAUGAACUUAGUGGAUUUGGCGGGAUCAGAAAACAUUGGUCGAUCGGGAUCAGUUGUCAAAGAAGCUGGUGGUAUAAAUCAAUCAUUAUUAACAUUGGGGAGAGUAAUAAAUUCAUUAAAUGAUAAGAAAAAAUCUCAACAUAUCCCAUAUAGAGAAUCCAAAUUAACUCACAUUCUCCAAGAUUCGCUUGGGGGAAAUACAAAAACGGUUUUAAUUGCAACAAUUUCACCAGCUCAAAUAAAUGCAUCGGAAACAACUUCAACUUUAGAUUAUGCUGCUAAAGCUAAAAAUAUUAAAAAUUUACCUCAAAAUGGGAACGACUCAGAAGUGUUACUUAAAAAAACUUUGGUGAAACAAUUAUCAAAAGAAAUUGGUCAAUUACAUAUGGAUCUAAUCGCAACAAGAAAUAAAAAUGGUGUUUAUUUGAAUCCGGAUAAUUAUGAUCGUUUAAUAAAAGAGAAUGAAUCUUCAAAAACAGAAUUGAAGGAGAAUCUGUUGAAACUUGAACUGUUAACCAAAAAAUUUGAGAGUACAAAAUCUAAUUUAGAAUUGAGUAAGAUAGAGAAUUCGAACCUACAAGAUGAAAAUGUUAAACUAAAACAGAAACUUGAGGAACUUGAGGCUGAACACCAGCAAGAUCUUCAGUCUAAUACUAGAAAAGACAUGAUGAUUGACUCAUUGAACGGAAAGUUGAACCAAAUAUCACAAAAAUCAUCAAAUUCAGCAGUAUUAUUGAUGAACUUGUUUUCCAACCAUUUAAGCUCUUCAAUCGAUUUGAUAAAUGAUUCAUUAAACAUACAAUCUACAUCAGCAGUUUCCAAAAGAUUGGAUGAUCUCCAAAAUGAGCUUCAAUUGGAUGUACAAACUUAUACCAACAAUUUAAAAUUAAAAUUACAAUCUCAUCAAAAUGAUUUUAAAAAUAAUGCCGUGGAGGAUUUGGGUCAGAUGAUCAGUUCUGUCGAGGAUAUGUUGAAUGACUUAACUAAAUUACAAAAAACAAUGCAGAUUAAUAUGAAUGAAGCGUUCACAGACUUAAGAAUUGCUAAUGAGAAACUUUCUGGAUUUUUAAAGGAUGAUAAUUUGACGACAGUCCGUGAUAAAAUUACAGAAAAGCAAAAUGAAAUGCUUAAAGUCAAUUUAAAAAUGUUAUAUGGUAACAUUAAAGUUAAUGUAAACAACGAAAUAGAGAAAUGUUUGAAAAAUGCCUCAUUAAAUAGUAUGAACAUUAUUCAGGAUAUAGUUCAUAAAGAGAGAGCUAACGUAAUGUCAUACGAAGAAAACUGGAAGAAUCAAGUUGAAAAAAUUUUACCAUCAAUAGAGAAAGAAUUCAACGACUACCAUCAAAUCAGCAAAUCAAACUUUGACCAAGUGAAACAAAUCAACGAAAUAGGCUCUAGCAAAUUGGAAACUAUGAAACAUGCAGAAUUAGAUAUAGGCUCAGAUGAACUUCCAGAUGUUUCGAAAAUAUCACAAAUUUCAAAAAAUUUAAUACUAGAUCAACACCUAAUUACCAAUAAUUUGAAAGAAGUCAAUGACAAUUUAACAAAAAUUCAAGAAUUUGACGCUAAAAAGGAAUUCAGUGUAUCUCCCACUCGAUCAAUGGUUUCUAACCUUAACCAAAAUAUGCAAACUAAUAAUGAAAUUCUUAUACGGUCGAAAAGAUCACUAUCAUUAUCACCACAAAAAUCUCAGAACUCCACAUUAAUAGCUCCAUUAGAUACCAUCACUAGUAACAAUCUAAGGAUGAAAUCUCCGUCAAAGAUUCCAAAAUUUAAAAGACUGGAAACUAAUAUUACCAAUUAUCAACAAAACAAAAAGCGUAAAGUUUUCCACCCUCUUGAAAAUAAUUCAUUGUAA
This is a messenger RNA of Lodderomyces pseudojiufengensis, 2715 nucleotides long. It is a transcript of the gene KIP1, whose product is annotated as Kip1p. Lineage: Eukaryota; Fungi; Ascomycota; Pichiomycetes; Serinales; Debaryomycetaceae. Gene Ontology annotation, biological process: mitotic spindle assembly; microtubule-based movement. Gene Ontology annotation, cellular component: nucleus; spindle microtubule. Bases 1 to 2715 code for a protein of 904 amino acids. Gene Ontology annotation, molecular function: microtubule binding; plus-end-directed microtubule motor activity; ATP binding. The record is from RefSeq and is a predicted model, not a curated record. The transcript has a single exon.